AUGGACGCCCUCAAGGCAGAAAUCGCAGUGAAGCGCAAAGCGCUGCAGGAAGACCCUGCACUCGCCCGUCCUACAAAGUACAUGCGCCGGGGCGAGAUCGAACGCCUGAAGGAAGAGCGCGAACGCAAGGACAAGGAGGCCAAAGAACGCGAAGAGCGCGAGCGAAAGGGCCGCGAGGACGAGGAGCGGCGGAGAGCGUCCGCCGCCGCAAAACCAGACUCAUGCGCGGCUGGAGAGCAGGCUUCCUCGUCCCGCGCAUCGACCCACUCGCCUUUCCCUGACGGCGCGGGCGCACCACCCGCACCCGAGUCGUCCUUCAACAUCUCAAACGAGGAGACCGUCCGCCGUCUCCGCGCCAAGGGCCAGCCCAUCCGCCUCUUUGGCGAGUCCGACAAGGACCGCCGGCUCCGGCUGCGUGCCCUCGAGCUCAUCGAGGAGAAGGACCACGAACGCCACGGCGGGCAGAACGACUUCAAGAAGGCCCUCGAGGAUGUCGAGAACGUUGGGCGCCUUCUGGGCGACAAGCGGGCGCAGGAGGAGGAGAAGAAGGGCAAGAAGAGGGACGGAGCGGACACCCCGGAAGUAUUGGACCUCGAGCUGGUCAAGACCGACCCGGACAAGCUGUAUCCAAUCAUCUACUACGCGCUCAAGAGGACACUGAAAGAGUGGGAGGAGUGGAUGGACGAGCGGCCAGAAAGCAUCAAGCGUACAACACAAGGAAAACUUGCCGCUGCGACGCAACGGCAGUCUGCCGAAUACCUGAAGCCGCUGUUCAAGCUGCUCCGAUCUCGAUCGCUUCCCCCCGACAUGCUUGCUCGCGUGUCUGAGAUUGUACACCAUAUGCAGAAGCGACAGUAUCAAAGAGCAAACGACUCUUAUCUGCGCUUGUCCAUUGGCAAUGCCCCGUGGCCCAUUGGAGUUACCAUGGUCGGUAUCCACGAACGUUCCGCACGGGAGAAGAUCUCCGCGGACCAAGUUGCACAUGUGUUGAACGACGAAGUCAGUCGGAAGUACAUCCAAAGUCUGAAACGUCUCUUGACCUUUUCGCAAACAAAAUACCCCCCGGAGGACGUAACGCAGCUGAUGGGCUAGCAGAGCCCAGGGAGUCGUUGUCCAGAUUACCUGUGUAUCACUCAUGUUGACCGAGUCUAGUGUAUAAUCUGUUUUCUUCUGGUAGUGCUCUCCUCAUCAUCUCAGUUAUAAAAAA
Molecule: messenger RNA, 1207 nt
Organism: Postia placenta MAD-698-R-SB12
Lineage: Eukaryota; Fungi; Basidiomycota; Agaricomycetes; Polyporales; Adustoporiaceae
Exons: 6
Coding region: 1-1092 (363 amino acids)
Biological process (GO): RNA splicing; generation of catalytic spliceosome for second transesterification step
Cellular component (GO): U5 snRNP; U4/U6 x U5 tri-snRNP complex; U2-type post-spliceosomal complex
Source: RefSeq, a predicted model, not a curated record